Lucilia sericata (common green bottle fly) is the source of this 4082-nucleotide messenger RNA. RefSeq names its product tyrosine-protein kinase-like otk (gene otk). The transcript is spliced from 8 exons. NCBI's taxonomy places the organism in Eukaryota, Metazoa, Arthropoda, Insecta, Diptera, Calliphoridae. The annotation marks the transcript as partial. Gene Ontology annotation, biological process: protein phosphorylation; cell adhesion; axon guidance. Gene Ontology annotation, cellular component: plasma membrane. Gene Ontology annotation, molecular function: protein binding; protein kinase activity; ATP binding. The record is from RefSeq and is a predicted model, not a curated record.
CUUUUGUUUAGCCGAAACUUCCUCUAGAUUCUUGACCUUACCCCAAAGUCAAACUAUAGCGGAGGGAGAUUUUGUUGAUUUCAAUUGUCAUGCCACGCCCACGAGGGGCCUGAUAUAUUCAUGGACUUUAAAUGGCCACUUAUUAAGCAACUCUUCACGCAUUUAUCAGAAUGGUUCUGAUUUACAUGUCGAUUCGGUUAGUCGGGAUAGUGAUGCUGGUGAUUAUGUUUGUAUUGCCACAAAUGUGGCAAGUGGUGCCCGACAGGCCUCACCUCCAGCACGUUUAAGCAUCAUAUGGAUCCAAUCGGCUUCCGUACAACUGUUAAGCAAUCGUCCUCAUGAAGUUAUACUUAAGUGCCAUGUAGAAGCCUCCUCAGGUGAUGGUCUACUCGAAAUCGAAUGGUUUCGCAAUAGCGAAAAACUUAGUUCUUUAAAAAAUAUAGAAUUGCAAGAAAAUCGCCUCGUCAUACACAAUCCCAGUAAUUUAGAUGCUGGCCUUUAUCGUUGUAUAGCCGCCAAUGCUGCUGGACGUGUUAUCAGUCGUAAAGGUUAUAUAUUAAAAUGGGCCUCGGCAAAAUCGGAACAUACCGAAUCUUCACGCAAUUGUAUACCAAGACUUAAGAAAAACUAUAUUAUGCCGGAAAGUAUGAAAAAUAUGUUUCUUUGUCGCGACAAACGAGGAGGAGAUGAUGAUAAAUUACCCCAAGCUGAGGUGAAAAUUACUCAAGGUCCUGCCAAAAAAGUAGUAGUAAAAGAGAAUGAUGCUGCCGAAUUAACUUGUGCCUAUAGCAAUUCACAAAAACAAGCCUCCGAUGUUAUACUCAAAUGGCACAAAGAUGGUAAAUUCUUUCGACAAAUUAAUGUGGCCGGAGAGGCAAAUGAUCAACGUUUAGUAGAAUCCAAUAAGGAUCCCAUGUUACGCGAAGAUGUUCGUGUCUCGAUAGCCAAGGAGAAUGGCUCCUUAAUAUUUACCAGUGUUAUUGCGAGUGAUGCUGGCCAAUAUGUGUGUCAAAUCGUUGUAGAAGGCUAUCGUCCCACCACUUCUGAGCCGGGUGAAUUGCAAGUCAUUGAACAAUUGAAAUUCAUGCCACAACCUACUUCGAAGAAUCUCGAAUUGGGUUCGGUGGGCAAAGUACAUUGUAAGGCACAGGGAACACCAGCACCACAAGUUAAAUGGCUUAAGGAUUUCAAUGAAGACUUACCCGAUUCUCUAGAGGACAUAAAUGGUACUUUAACCUUUAAAAAUGUGUCAGCUGAGCAUCGCGGCAACUACACCUGUAUGGCUUCAAGUAGUCAAGGACAAAUUAAUGCCACCGUUAGCAUAAAUGUAGUGGUGGCUCCACGUUUUCUGGUCGCUCCUGAAGGACCUAUCGAAAGUGCUGAAUCUGGUGUGGCUAUUAUGCAUUGUCAGGCCACGGGAGAUCCCAAACCCACCAUACAAUGGGAUAAAGAUUUGGAGUAUUUAAGUGAGAAUAAUACGGAUAGGGAGAGAUUUAGAUUUUUAGAGAAUGGCACCUUGGAAAUACGUAAUGUACAGAUGGAAGAUGAGGGUAGUUAUGGUUGUACUAUUGGCAAUAGUGCGGGUCUGAAGAGAGAGGAAGUGAGAUUUAUAGUGAAACCUGCCGAUGGCUUUCCUUUGGGCGAAGGAGAACAGGAGGGUUUUCUUAUUACUCGCGCCGUUUUAAUCACCAUGUCGGUAGCCUUUGCUUAUAUAAUCUUGGUAGUGGGUCUGAUGAUUUGGUGCCGCUAUAGACGUCAGGCUCGCAAAGCCCGUCUUAAUGAAGCCAAUCCUGAAGCUGGUGAGGGUGAUAAGUUAGCUGAGAAUGAACCCUGUUUAUCGGAGAACAAAAGUGCCAAAACACGUAAAGCAAAUGGCAACAAUAAUCCAAAGGGUAACGUUGGACAUGAUGCCCAAAAAUCUGAUGAUACCGCCUGCAGUAAUCAUUCAAAAACUUCCAAAAAGUCCAAUGUCUAUGAUCAAUUAAGUUUUCCUCGCUCGGGUAUAAGUGAACUGCUACAAGUGGGUCGCGGUGAAUUCGGCGAUGUAUUUGUGGGUAAAAUUAAAACCUCACUCAUCAAACAGACCGAUGACAAAGACACCGAUACUGAGAAAAAUAGUAACAGUGAUAAUGGCAAUGGUUCAGCAGCAACCACUUCUACUACAGUGGAAAAGAGAAGAUCCAAAACUUCCAUGGAUGAUAUAGAAGAAAUCAAAGAAGAACAGGAAACCUGCAGCAGUGAAGGAGAUGCUCAGGGUAAUGCCAAUUCAGAUGAAUAUAAAUUAGUUAUGGUGAAGGCUUUAAAUAAGGUAAAGGAUGAAAAUGCUUGCCAAGAGUUUAGGCGACAAAUCGAAAUGUUCCGCACUUUAACGCACAAGGGAGUAGUGCGUUUAUAUGGUUUGUGUCGCGAAAAGGAUCCUCACUAUAUGGUUUUGGAAUACACUGAUUGGGGUGAUCUCAAGCAAUUUUUAUUGGCCACCGCUGGCAAAGUCAAUACUUCCACAAAUUCCUCCUCACCACCACCACUACAGACUGGGCAGGUCUUGGCUGUUGCUUAUCAAAUAGCCAGAGGCAUGGAUGCUAUAUAUAGAGCAAGGUUUAUACACAAAGACUUGGCCACCCGUAAUUGUAUUAUUUCCAGUGAUUUCAUCGUUAAGGUUUCAUAUCCCGCUCUCAGUAAAGACAAAUAUAACCGUGAAUAUUUCAAACAUCGCAACACCCUACUGCCCAUAAGAUGGUUGGCACCCGAAUGCAUACAAGAAGAUGAAUAUACCACCAAAAGUGAUAUUUAUGCUUUCGGUGUAGUAGUAUGGGAACUAUUUACACAGGCCACUAAAUUACCCUUCGAAGAUGUAAGCAAUGAAGAAGUGAUACAACGAAGUCAGGCGGGUAAAUUGGAAUGGCAGUGUGCUGAGAAUACACCCGAUAGUCUUAAGGAAAUAUUGACCACUUGCUGGAAUGUUAAUCCCAAGGAAAGACCCUCAUUUAGUCAAUUGGGUUCGGCUUUAAGUAAAGCCAUACAAAGUCUGGAUAAAUAAAACAACAACAGAAAUGAGUGAGAUAUAGUAUUUUAUUUCGAAUAAUUUGCAUUUAUUUUAAAUUUAGUGAAAGAAAGAAAACAAAAAGCCAAAAAUUUUACUUAAGUUUUACUGCCUCAUUAACAUAAACGAAUAAAUUUAUACAUAAUAUUAAAAUAUAUAUUAAACAUAUAAACAUAACUAUAUAUAUAGAAGUAGUAUAUAAAUGAAUAAAUAUUAUUUAUUAUAAUUAAGACAAGACAAUUUUGAAGGUUGGUAACACAUAUAUCUAGAACUUCCUUCAUGGGAUUCCAUUUUUUUAUAAAGAUUUCAUACGAUUUCAUUAUUUCCUCACGACUGUUUAAUAUAUAUUUAUAUAAUAAUGUUUUCAUAGAUAUUUUCUUACAGUGUAUAAUAUAUAUUUAGCAUUUAAUUAAUAUAAACAAUAAAAAAAAAUCAGAAUCGUGUUUAACACUUUUCACUUUCUUGAUAUAAAAUUAAAAUAUUUUGUGUUUAAAAGUUUAAAUAAACAUUAAACAAAUAGAAAACUAAACUGAAGGGCAACAUUUUAAUUGAAAAAUUUGCCACACAAAACGGCAACAUUUUGCAAAAAGUCAACAUUUUCUAUUGUUAAGAGAAAUUUAUAAUAAAAACCAAGUACUCAUUAAAAUAAUUUAAAGAAAAACACACAAAAUAACUUCUUAGAAACUUGCAAAAUACAGCCGCCAUUAAAACUUUGUAAAUAAAAUGGUUGAGAUACACUUAAAGAAAAAACUUAAGCUAAACAAAGCGGCCAUACAAUUCAUACCAGUUAAAGCAUUUAUAGUAUUUUUAAAUAAAACAAACAUUUCUUUUGUACUUUUUUAUAAAAAUCAUUAAAAACAAAAAACAAAAAAUAUUUAUUUUCUUUAACAACAUAAUGUAUUAUUAAUUUAAUUUUAUAUAUUUAAGGCAACAAUUUUAUUUUAUAAAUAAAACCACAUCAUAAAUUAAACAACUGUAUAGUCUAAGUCUAAAGUCAGUCAGUCUUCUUGCAAAUGAACUCUCAUUCUUAAUAAACAAAAAA